AUGGAAUCAAAGACUAGACUAGUUUCCACCCUACGCCUACUGAUCCCCCGUCUUCGCCUUCUUCAAAAGAAAGACACAGCCUCCUCAGUCGUCCAACGCCGUGAACUCUCCCAGCUCCUCAGUGAAGGCCGCGAUGCAUCAGCGCGCAUUCGAGUCGAAAAUGUCAUUGCUACCGAUAUCGCAGUGGAAGUAAUGGAAAUGGUCGAGCUCUACUGUGAGCUGCUGCUGGCGCGCGCAAACGUGCUGGAUCAAAUGGCCUUCAGCGACCAGGGGACUCGCGCCAGACUUCGCGCCAAGGACUUACUCAAGAAGCGCUCCCAUGAACACGCUAGUGCUGCGGUAUCAACUACGGCAGGCGUUAAGGGCGCUGGUGAUAGCACUGGCUCGCGAUUUGGGUUCUCUUGGCUGGGAGGAGGAGGGCAGAAGAAGGAGGCUGAACGGGUCGCGCCUAUAACAGCACCUGGUAGUGCCGCAGAAGACUCCAGCGACGGGCUUGCGGAUGAAGAGAACCCUUACAUGGAUACUGCGCUCGAUGAGGCUGCUACUGUAGUCUUCUACGCGUGGCACCGCUUUCCGCAUGAGGUGCGGGAAUUUACCAUGCUUCGCACUAUGCUAGGCGAGCGAUACGGCAAGGAGUUCAUGACUCUGGCGCAAGAUAAUAAGGUCGAUACUGUCAAGGUUCCGGAUAGGCUCCUCAAGAGCUUGCGUGUGCGUCCGCCAGGACAGGAACUUGUUGAGAGUUACCUCCGAGAAAUUGCGAAAGCAUACGGUGUUGAGUGGCGUGGAGCCGAAGAAGAGUUAGGAAGUGCGCCGCCAGAAUUUGUGGAGGAUCUCGGUGAUGGUGGUAAUGGCGAUGCAGAGGAACCCCAAUUACCGCAAACUCCUGGCAAGCAGCAAGGAGACUCGGCGUUGAGGCCGAACAUCUCUGAAGCGAGACGCGCCUCGGAGACCAGUGAAUUGACCAAAGCUACACCUCCCCGUGGACUCGCUUCGGGCCGAAGUCCUGUUAGCGUUGCGCCGCCAGCUCCCAGAAUGGACAAUCUCAAUCCCAGAGUCAAGCUUCCCGGCACAGAGGGGAAAGCCUCGGCUGUCCCUAAAGAGGAUGGUGCCUCCCAGCACAAGAUUAACAACAGUGGGAUACCCGAGCUGGAUGAACUGACGCGAAGAUUUGCGGAUUUGAAGAGGAGACCAUGA
Molecule: messenger RNA, 1194 nt
Organism: Penicillium digitatum Pd1
Lineage: Eukaryota; Fungi; Ascomycota; Eurotiomycetes; Eurotiales; Aspergillaceae
Product: IST1 family protein
Biological process (GO): protein transport
Source: RefSeq, a predicted model, not a curated record